UGUCUCGUUCGAAAAAAGCAAAAAUUUUAUGUAAUCAGAAGCAAAAUUGAGCAAUAACCAGUGUUACUCACAUUCCAAAUCCCUCAAUAACUGUAAAAAAGUGCAAAUUUCGUGUAAUUUUCCUCGGAUAAAUGUGAAAAUUGGUCCAAAUUUCUAUGUAGGUCGUGUGUGUGCGUGUAUGUCACAAGGAACGAUAAUAAAAAUUAAAUGAAAAAAGUGGAAAAUUGAAAACUCAUCGUACACACGUAACGCUAAUUGGAGGUAAUGGCACACGAAAUUGUGAGUGAUUGGUUGCAAGAGUACUCAAAGUUGGAAAAAGAUGAGCUAAAGUCGUUCGCUGCCAACCACGAAAACGAUCAUGAACUCAGCUCGGCCCUUUUUACGAUUCUCAGCGAACGAAGCAAGUAUCCCGACUUGAUUCAUGCGAUUUGCAAUCAAUUGCAUAGCUUUUAUCGAUCACAUUUGCCUGAGUUACGGCGUGUCGCCUUGCAAUUCGUGCCGAAUUUCAUCUACAUUUAUUUGGCGGCGAUCGCGCAAGGCGAACGAAAAAGCACGAGAAGUAUCGAGACGCUGCUCAUCAGCAUUUACAACUACGAGAUCAGCAACGAAGAUGGGCAACCGAAAGUUGUGUCGUUCCGGAUGCCCGUGUUGGCGCAACCGUCGAUGUAUCACGAGGAAAAAACCUUGCAUGCCACAGAUCUGAAGCGAUGGGAGGUCUAUAGCAAUAAGGAUGUGACUUGGGGUCCGCAUCAACCCAUUGAAUCGUUAAACGCUCAAAAUAGGCCGAAAGUGAUGACGGCACUGAUGUUCGUGUACAACCAGCAACUCAGUCAGAUACAAAAAGUCGCGUUAUAUCACUUGUGCAAAGUCAGUUCGGCGAUGGUGAAUCAGGGAUUCGCGCAAGUAGGUCAUGCGCAUCGCCCGUCGUACGGAAAUGACCCGUCUUCGGUGACUCUGAAGCCCCCGCCACGCAUUCCAAUGUCAUCGAAGCUCCUGCUGGAGUUGCUGCAUGCCACGUACUUUGCCAUGUUCAAUGAAUUUGCAUCAGCUGCCAUCCAAACGGUCGACGACAUUCACAAUCGGGCGUGUUUCGAGAUGUUUUCCGAUGUAAUUCUCGUCACGAGCGCCAUUCGCAACUUUUUGAGGACAAAUCCGUCGGGACAACCCUCCGACGGGCCCAUGGGCAUUUCGGUAGCAUUAUCGCCUGCGACAACUUCCGUCGUCAUGUCGAAAUCCAUGAUCACAAAUGCUUCUUUCAGAACGAAAAAACUGCCGGACGACAUCCCGAUACAAGCGGAAGACGCCCAAGGUCAUUUGACGAGCAUCAACGAAGAUGGCGAACCGGAUUUACAGAAUAGCAGUCGAAAUAGCACCGCGCGCGCCAGCAAAGACGGCACACGAAUGCAUAAAAUCGGUUUUAGUGGCUUACGGAAGUUGAAAGAUAAGGCGACGGCAGAUAAAAAGGACAAAGACAGCGCCGAUGGCAAACCUGCGGUGAAAAAUGGCGUUCCGCCGGAAGUAGCGCCACGUUCGGAAAUGUCGUUGUCGAAAAAACUCCUCGAAAAGAAAGACAAACUCAUCGGAAAGUCAUCAUCUUUAUCGCAAGCAAGCAUGGAUGUCUCAGAACCGCCAGAGAAAACAAGUAGUAGCCCGCUUGCCCUGCUAAAACGAAAAUCCAGCAGCAUCGAUGUCACAAUAACGACCCAACCAACCGCCGAGAAACCAGAAAUUGCCAAUGGAAAUGCCCCCAACGACAUGCUGAGCCCCACUUAUGAAUUCGGAGACUCCUUUGACUCGGACAGUGAUAUCAAUCAGACGAUCGCAUCCAUGCAGGGCAACGGCGGAGGCGAUAUCAAGUCACAAAAUAUGACAGUGAGUCAAGUUUAGGCAACAAAAAAAAAUUUAAAUGUAUGUAUCUUUAUUGCAAAAAACCAACAACUUCACUAUAGGAACCAAAUUAUAAUCGAUGGUGUUUGUUAAAUCAUUUAAAAGUUUAUGAAAAGUUGUGUCGUGAGAUAAAAAAAAAAUAAUAUAUAUAGAGAAAUAUUUAAACUUAAGGACAAACCGCUGUACUAUUAAUAAUAAUUAUAAAAAAAAACUAAAUUUAAAAAAAUGUGAAGGUUAAAAAAAAGGAGAUGAGAAAAAAAAUAUUUAAGGGGAUUCCACGGAAACUAAGUUUUAAGUUAAAAAAAAAACGGGCAAAGAAUGCACCAAACACGCUUCUUCUUCAGAAAUAUUUCGUCACUGAAAAGACUUACUAACUUAGCUAUAGCAAGGUGUGAACGCAACUUUAAUAAAAAAAAAUCAUAACUACUGAGGCUGAUCAAUUUUCUCUUCUCAAACUAAUUUUUCACUCUAAGGAGUUAAGGUCGAGACAAUUAUGAAAAAUUUUUCACGUUAUUUGAUAUUUUAAGUAAAAUUAAGCAAUUCUUUAAAAAAAAUUUAGAAUUCAAAAUCAUUUCAAAAAUUUUUAACGGCAAAUAUUUGA
This is a messenger RNA of Culicoides brevitarsis, 2488 nucleotides long. It is a transcript of the gene Hyccin, whose product is annotated as hyccin. The transcript has a single exon. Gene Ontology annotation, biological process: phosphatidylinositol phosphate biosynthetic process; protein localization to plasma membrane. The record is from RefSeq and is a predicted model, not a curated record. Bases 265 to 1887 code for a protein of 540 amino acids. Lineage: Eukaryota; Metazoa; Arthropoda; Insecta; Diptera; Ceratopogonidae. Gene Ontology annotation, cellular component: plasma membrane.